Molecule: messenger RNA, 1808 nt
Organism: Labrus mixtus (cuckoo wrasse)
Lineage: Eukaryota; Metazoa; Chordata; Actinopteri; Labriformes; Labridae
Gene: zpr1
Product: ZPR1 zinc finger
Exons: 1
Coding region: 24-1373 (449 amino acids)
Cellular component (GO): nucleus; cytoplasm
Molecular function (GO): zinc ion binding
Source: RefSeq, a predicted model, not a curated record
GGAGACACUAUCCGACUUUAGAAAUGUCUCUUAUCUCCGAGGAAAACAUCCGAGGAAGGAGCGUUUUCAAGGAUAUCGGCGCUGACGACGGAGACUGGGAGCCCACAGAGAUCGAGAGCAUGUGUAUGAACUGCCACCUGAACGGUAUGACACGAUUACUGCUCACUAAAAUCCCGUUUUUUAAAGAAGUCAUCGUCAGCUCGUUCAGCUGCGCGAACUGCGGCUGGUCAGAUACCGAGAUCCAGUCUGCGGGACGGAUCCAGGACCAGGGCGUCUCUUACACACUCACAGUCAAAUCCAAACAGGACCUGGACCGGGAGGUGGUGAAAUCAGACAGUGCCACCACAAGGAUCCCUGAGCUGGACUUUGAAAUCCCUCCCUUCACCCAGAAAGGUGCCCUCUCCACCAUCGAGGGGCUUUUGGACCGAGCAGUUUCGGGAUUGGAGCAAGAGCAGCCAAUCAGGAGGGCGACUGACCCCGACGUGGCCGACAAGAUAGACGAGUUCAUCCAGAAGCUGAAGAGGUUAAAAGACGUGGAGGAGGAAUUCACGCUGGUGGUCGAGGAUCCGUCCGGGAACAGCUUCGUGGAGAACCCCGUGGCCCCGCAGAAGGACGAGGCUCUCGCCGUGACCCGCUUCAAGAGGUCGGCGCAGCAGGACGCGCUGCUGGGAAUACGGGCCGACGACGACUUCGACGAAGAGCCGGCCGGGAACGACGUCGACGCCAUGAGAAACGAGGUUUUGGUGUUCAACACAAACUGCCCGGAGUGCAACGCGCCAGCCUCGACCAACAUGAAGAUGGUCCAGAUCCCCCACUUCAAGGAGGUCAUCAUCAUGGCGACGAACUGCGACAGCUGCGGCCACCGGACCAACGAGGUGAAGUCGGGAGGCGCCACGGAGGAGCUGGGCACCAGAAUCACCCUGAACAUCACCGACCCAUCGGACAUGAGUCGAGACGUCCUCAAGUCGGAGACGUGCGCCAUCCUCAUCCCGGAGCUGGAGUUGGAGGUGGGCAUGGCGACGGUGGGUGGGAAGUUCACCACCUUGGAGGGGCUCAUGAAGGACAUCAAAGAUCUGACCGUGUCCAAAAACCCCUUCAUCAGCGGGGACAGCUGCUCCUCAGACCGCGUGCAGAAGCUGAGAGAGUUCGGGGAGAAGCUCGAUAACAUCAUGUCCGGAGAAAUGAAAGUCCACUUUGUUCUGGACGACCCGGCGGGGAACAGCUACCUGCAGAACGUGUACGCGCCUGACCCGGAUCCUGAGCUGACCAUAGAGAAGUACACCCGCACAUUUGAGCAGAACGAAGACCUCGGUCUGAACGACAUGAAGACUGAGGGAUACCAGGAAGAGGAGGAGGAGGAGGAGGAAAAAUAAACUAGAAACACCGACUGAAUGGACUAAAAAGAGGAAAUAAUGUCUUGGAAAAGUCCCAGUGUUUAUACAUGUCAACGUAUUUUCAUGCAUUCUAAGUUUAACAUUUGGUAAAAAAAUGUUUUUCCAUUCUUUAUUUUAAUGGUGAGAGGAGAUUUAAGUUGUGUAAACGUACACUGAAAAUAAGCAGAAAGAAGCACUUGAGCAACUUAUGUACAAAACAGGCUGUUAUUAAAAAAAUAUAUUUCCUUUAACUUCUUUUUUUUUUAGCUCUCUUACGCUUUUACUGCAUUCUCAUGACUUCCCAGAAGAUGGCGCUUUGUUGCCUCGAAACAUGAUAAUUUUUCUCACAUAGGACGACGACCUGUGUGACAGAUGAAUCUUUAUUUUUUAACACCUGUAAGCAUGACAUCAAAUAAAGAAAAGUGUCUCAGUUAA